AUGUACAAUUCAGAGAGAGAGCAAACCGAUCAAAUUUUUAAGCAACAAGAGAACGUUGCAUUACAAGAAUUAAAAAAUCGUCUAGGAAUUCUUGAAGGCUUAUCAAGAAAAGCUGGACCAAGAUCAGGCAAGUUCUUAGAUAUCCGCGAUAGCAUCUGGAAUUCUGCAAUAGACGAGUUUCUGUUGCGUUUCCUCCGCUCCAAGAAUUUGGUUGUGUCCGAGGCGAUUAAAAAGCUAGGAUAUCGACGAAGUUUUGAGCAAAACUUGCUUAGUAUCAAUAUUACUCCAACUACGACUUCGAUUCUUCGAAGUGGAGCCAUAAAUGUGUUAGGAAGAGAUUUUGAAGGGUGUCAGGUGUUGCUUCUUAACCUUGACGACCUCCGAAUUCCAAUACUAGAUCCUAGUGAAGCACAGAGGUUGUCUAUCAUCCUGUUGGAAUACAUGCAAUCAUUAUGUAUGAUAAUUAAUCCAUUGGGAUUAGAUGUAGCAGCGACAGCUUCGAAGGCAAUUUCGAUUGACAACGUUCAUCAGUUGUGUAUUGACAAAAAUCUAGAGGAUCUUCCUCUUCCAAGAAGACAGAAAUUAACACUUCUUGUUAACAAGAGCGUCGCAUCCUGGGAAACUUACACAUCGGCGUUGCGUAAAAUCACUGCACUUUUCACUAUUAUUGACAAGUAUUACCCUUACUUCGUAAACCGUGUGCUUGUGCACGAAUCCGACCUUUUGGCUCGUGAAAGUUUCGACGCAAACCUGAAACAAUGGUUAAAGGACAUGAAUUACAUGAUUCAUGUUGUGGACACCGACGCAUUGAAGACUUUUUUGCCUGAGCAAAUUAUUCCGGAGAGCCUUGGUGGUAUGAAGCUGCACACCAACAGCCCUGUAAGUUUUUCUGAGGCAGUUCUACGCCACUGGGACGCCUUGACAUCCGCCAUUAGGCAGAGAUCUAAAACAAUACAUAGCGAUUGUAGCACUAGUGGAAACCCUAUUGAGGUAACCGAAUACUCAGGCAUCUCAUCCUGGCCUUUAUAUCUCUCUCCACUGCUCGCGAUGAGCUUCGGUCAUUUCCAAGCUGUAAAAUGUUCAUCAGAAGUGUAUGCUGAGUCAUGCAAGACAAAUUCACCGAUUGAUUUGCGCCAAAUCAAUGCAGCUUCACGACUGAAGGAUUCUUCAAUUUCGACAGAGUCUUCGCUAGAGGUUGCGUCCACGCUAUAUUCGAUUGGGGAAGGGCAUUCCGCCCAUAGCAUGCAUCCACCUACGAACGAUAGCAUUUACUCUGUCAAUGAAAACAAUAACCGUAAUGAAUGCAAUCUCAACGAUUCCCAUGAGAUCAAGGAUGGGCCGGACAAAGAUGUCCGACCCAGCCAAUUUAUUGACCCCUCGAAACUUGAACUCAUUAGAGAUGACCCGUUGUAUGUUCUUCCCGCCCGAACACCGGAACAUGGUCGUUGCCUUACGGCGGAACAGCAGCUUUGCGGUGCGCUCUUUAGCCUUCAUCAUGACCCCCAUCCUUCCACUUUUAUUGAGCGUAGGUUGGUGGAUUUACACCAGGAAGUCGACGUCCUCGUGUCAGAUCUCCUGUCCCGAGCAAAAGUCACCAGCAACGGAAAGGAGCUCCCGAGUUUGGUUCAGCUGCUCGAUUAUACGCUGACCGCCCUGGAGACGGUGGUCGACGUGCCGGAGGAGGUUCCCAUUGUAUCUUUAAUGCAGCCUCGACAACGCGAGUCGGGUAUAUCAAGGUGUUGUUUGAUGAUGUAA
This is a messenger RNA of Phytomonas sp. Hart1, 1755 nucleotides long. Lineage: Eukaryota; Euglenozoa; Kinetoplastea; Trypanosomatida; Trypanosomatidae. The record is from the annotation of a GenBank genome assembly.